AUGACCACAACAAAGUACGUGCUGUUCGAUCUAGACGGGCUUCUGAUAGACAGUGAGCGGGUGUAUACGGAAGUAACGAACGAGAUACUCUUACCGUAUGGGAAGAAGUUUAACUGGACGCUCAAGGCGAAUAUGAUGGGCAAGCAUGAGAGAGUUGCGUGCGAGUAUCUCGUCAACGCACUGCAGAUCCCUCUCACAGUGGACGAAUACAUAGCGCAGCGCAACGCUAAACAGAAUGAGGCUUGGCCAAGACUAGCACUGCGUCCUGGUGCACUCGAGCUGGUGACGCACCUCAAAGCACACAAUAUUCCUAUCGCUGUAGCUACUGGUAGCCGCAAGAGCAGUCUGAUGCAAAAGUGUAACGCUCCAGUCGUCCAUCACCUCAUGUCGCUCUUUGGGGAGAAUUGCGUCACAGCUGACGACGUCGGUCCUGGUUUGGGCAAACCGAACCCAGAUACUUUCUUAAUUGCCGCUCAGAGAUUGGGCGCUGAUAUUGGAUACGACGUUAAUGGCGUUAGUAGCCCUUCAAAGGAAAACCUCCUCGCGCGCGACAGCUGCCUUGUGUUCGAAGAUGCAGUGCCAGGUGUGCAGGCUGGCCUCAAUGGCAAUAUGAAAGUCAUUUGGGUACCUGAACCGGAACUACUUGACUUGUACAAAGACGACGAUAGCGUAAAGGGCGUUUAUCAAACUCUUACCUCCCUACAAGACUUGAAACUGUCAGACUUCGGUUUGCCGGAUAUCAAGUAG
Molecule: messenger RNA, 747 nt
Organism: Wallemia ichthyophaga EXF-994
Lineage: Eukaryota; Fungi; Basidiomycota; Wallemiomycetes; Wallemiales; Wallemiaceae
Product: Pseudouridine-5'-monophosphatase
Exons: 5
Coding region: 1-747 (248 amino acids)
Molecular function (GO): phosphatase activity
Source: RefSeq, a predicted model, not a curated record